UGGGGAAUGCUAAGAACAGUUGAUAGAGAAUUAACUGAAUUCCGCCUUAAUCUAGUUGACUCGUGCUAUCCGGCACAAGCAGGAACAACGAUUGUCAUUCCGAAAGGUUGUUUAAUAUCUGCCGAGUUCCUUCCAAUUUAUCACCCAGGAUUGAUGAUGAAGAUUGUUCUUAUGUGGUCCCUUUCCGAAAAGGUCUCUGCCUCUGAUGUAACUAUUCUUUACAACAGCCGGACCAAGCAUCUAAUGCGCUUAAUGUGCCUUAUCUUAGCUAGUCAUCACAACAAAACUGUACAGGCCGUAUCGUUGGAAAACAUUGAAACUAUACAAAAUGGAACUCUUUUAAGCUUGGUUAACUUAAGUCAACAAAUUAUACAUGAUAUCAUUGCAAGAGCAGUUAGCAGAAACAUGUUCAGAAAGGAUGCGGUCUAUAUCGUAGUUGGUGGUCUUACUGGUUUAGGAUGGGAAUGUGUACAAUUUCUUGUGGCUAACGGGGCUGGCCAUGUAGUUUGUUUCAAUCGCCGUAAACCUUCCCAAGAAAAUCUGAAGAAUAUGAAUAAUUUGGAAAGUUCUUCUUCUUGUUGUGUAGUUUCAGAACAGGUUGAUGUAACUCUGUACGAUUCCGUCGAAAAUGGAUUUAAAAGCGUGGACAGUAGAUUCCCUGGCGCCAAAAUAAAAGGUGUUAUUUUUGGAGCUGCUGUUCUUAAUGAUGCAUUUAUUGAGAGUAUGGACAAUGUUAAAUUUGCAUCUGCCUUGUCUCCUAAAGUUAGGGGAAGCUGGAAUUUACAUUUAUUAACAAAAGACCUAAACCUAGACUACUUUGUGAUGCACUCGUCCAUUGCUGGUUUACUUGGUAAUCAAGGACAAUCGAACUACGGGGCUGGGAACGCAUUCGAAGAUGGUCUAGCGCACUUUAGACGUUCAAUGGGACUUCCGGGACAAAGUUUAAAUUGGGGUCCUCUGAAUAUAGGUAUGUUAAAGGAAGCUGAAUCGACCGAGAAAGUCAUCGAUAUAUUGAAAAAACAAGGAUAUGAGUUGCUGGAAGAAAAUGACAUUCAUGAAUGUCUGCUGAGUUGCCUAUUGGACAAUUAUCCACAAGUGAUGUUAGCAAAAUUGCAUUUUGACAACGGUUUUAUUGACGAUUCUAGAAAUUCCAACCUAAGUCUUAAAUUUCUUUCCAAUACCGAUGGUAGUCCUGUUGAGUGA
Molecule: messenger RNA, 1203 nt
Organism: Patella vulgata (common limpet)
Lineage: Eukaryota; Metazoa; Mollusca; Gastropoda; Patellidae
Exons: 4
Biological process (GO): fatty acid biosynthetic process
Molecular function (GO): fatty acid synthase activity
Source: RefSeq, a predicted model, not a curated record